Messenger RNA from Cucurbita moschata (crookneck pumpkin), 1213 nucleotides. RefSeq lists its product as uncharacterized. Lineage: Eukaryota; Viridiplantae; Streptophyta; Magnoliopsida; Cucurbitales; Cucurbitaceae. Bases 63 to 1097 code for a protein of 344 amino acids. The record is from RefSeq and is a predicted model, not a curated record. The transcript is spliced from 5 exons. Gene Ontology annotation, molecular function: zinc ion binding.
ACUUUGUGCUUUGAAGGCGAAAUCUCUGUAUUUUCUCCAUGAUUUUGAGAUGAACAAGAAGCAUGAAUACAAAGCACAAGCUCUUCUGCAAAAUCGCGGAUGCGAUGGAUGCUGCUGCUAGGGCCAAAAUUUCCGAUCUUCUUCAUCGCAAUCCCUCAUAUAUCUGUUUGGCUGGAAAGAAAAUGCCGUUAAAUCAUGUAAGGAAAUUCGUUCCUUCAGUCAUCAUGAAGUUUGAAGCCCGAUAUGUUCUUGAUGGUCGAGGAAGUUCGACUGCUGAAGCGGACUUGUAUUAUUCGUCUGCAUCAAUUCCACAGGCAUUGUUCGAGCUGAACCGAAAACCGAAAAAGAAGGUGGAAUGCGAAAGACAUGAUGGAGGCGCUGCUGUAACACACAGGAUGUCCGCAGUUCUAGCUCCUCGUGGUGACCCGAUCCUUGCAGAUCCGAGUUCCCUGCCUUAUCGCGAUGCUCGUUCAGCAGCUGGUAGCAGCAGUAGCAGCAGUGACCUGUCGGUUCUUGAUGAUUCCGAUGACCAGUCGUGGCACUCGGUUUUCGACUCCACGGCUUGGGGAUCUCAUGGCGACGGCCUGUUUUCCGGCGAGAUUGAGGGCGUUCCGGACGCUGAGACGGGUGGUUUCAUCUCGGGAAGCUCGUCGGAGGUGGAUUUGGAGAGUGGGGAUUUGGAGGUGAAGGUGCAUUUGGGGAAGAUCGAAAGGGAUUGCAGAAUUUGUCACUUGGAACUGGAAAGCGGCGGCGGAAGAGAUCAUAAUGAUACUCCGAUUCUGCUUGGUUGUUGCUGUCGUGGUGAUUUGGGUACUGCUCACAAGCAUUGUGCUGAGACUUGGUUCAAAAUCAAAGGAAAUACAAUUUGUGAGAUAUGUGGAGCAACUGCACAAAAUGUUGCAAGUCAACAAAUAAAUGAACCGAGCAAUGCGGCUGCUGCUGCUGCUGCAGUAGCAUCCUCAGCUAUGACAGCACCCCUAACUCUGGUCGAGACUCGAACGAUCUUUCACGGUCGACGCAUUAUGAACUUUCUGCUUGCUUGCAUGCUCCUUGCAUUUGCAAUGUCCUGGCUUUUUCACUUCAAGUUAAUGUCAUAGGCUUAGGAAGAUCGCCAGUAGAAGAAAACUGGGGGAAUUCCAAGUUCUUUAGGCCUUUGUACAUAUACUUACACUUUGUUUAGUUAAUUUUGAUGAGGUUGGUUUCAUUAGAGGCA